Molecule: messenger RNA, 2155 nt
Organism: Mugil cephalus (flathead mullet)
Lineage: Eukaryota; Metazoa; Chordata; Actinopteri; Mugiliformes; Mugilidae
Gene: ctsf
Product: cathepsin F
Exons: 14
Coding region: 163-1599 (478 amino acids)
Cellular component (GO): lysosome
Molecular function (GO): cysteine-type endopeptidase inhibitor activity; cysteine-type endopeptidase activity
Source: RefSeq, a predicted model, not a curated record
CAGCAGAUUUUGUUUGGCAACAAGAGAGCACCCGUUGUGUAACGCUGCGGUUUAGUUAAUAUCGAUUAUUCCUCUACCAAAACAAACACUUGUCUCCUUUUUAAACUGAGAGCAAACCGGACACUGGUCCCUUUUCUCCUCGGUACCGCACAGGGGGACAACAUGGUGCUCGGAAACCGCAGUUGUCCGCUAAUCCCUUGGCUGGCCCUGGCCGCAGUGCUGGGAUCGGUACUCGGGCUCGGUGAGGAUCUCGACCGGCCUCUGUUCGGUCCCCCCGGGUCCCCCAUCCAGCUGAAGGAGUCCGACCCGGGCCUCAGGAAGGCACUGCUGUUUGCAGAGGAGCGCUACAACCGGGGCUCCAACGCCAUGCACCUCCGCAGAGUCAGCCGGUUCAUCUCUGCCUCCAAACAGCUGGUUAAAGGAAUCCGUUACACUUUGACAGUGGAACUGAGUAACACUCAGUGUAAGAAAUCCAACAUGCUCAGGACAUGUGACUUCUACCCCGAGCAACACAAACUCAAGACCGAGGUGUGUGUGUUUGAAGUGUGGGACGUUCCCUGGCAGGGCACCUCAACUCUGCUCAAACAGAAAUGCCAGCCUAAAGGUCAGUCAGCAAAAUCUGAGUCUGAAGAGACCAACAAAGUGGAGGAUUCAUCCACCAGUCAUCCUCUGGAGGAGUCUGUGGAGCUGCUGGGCCAGUUCAAAGAGUUCAUGGUUAAAUACAACAAGGUGUACAGCAGCCAGGAGGAGACCGACCGCCGCUUGCUCAUCUUCCAUGAGAACCUGAAGACCGCUGAGAAGCUCCAGUCUUUGGAUCAAGGUUCAGCUGAGUACGGAGUCACCAAGUUCAGUGACCUAACGGAGGAGGAGUUUCGCUCUACUUACCUCAACCCGAUGCUCAGUCAGUGGACUCUCCACCGACAAAUGAAACCAGCCCCUCCUGCCAAAGGCCCUGCCCCUGACAGCUGGGACUGGCGGGACCGUGGAGCUGUCAGCUCUGUUAAGAACCAGGGUAUGUGUGGAUCGUGCUGGGCGUUUUCUGUCACGGGAAACAUCGAAGGCCAGUGGUUCCUGAGAAAUGGAACAUUGCUGUCGCUUUCAGAACAAGAGCUGGUUGACUGUGACAGACUGGACGAGGCGUGCAGAGGCGGCCUCCCUUCAAAUGCUUAUGAAGCUAUUGAGAAGCUGGGUGGCCUGGAGACGGAAACGGACUACUCCUACACGGGGCACAAGCAGACGUGCGACUUCACCGCCAGAAAGGUCGCCGCCUACAUCAACAGCUCGGUGGAGCUGUCCAAAGAUGAGAAGGAGAUUGCAGCCUGGCUGGCUGAGAAUGGACCAGUCUCUGUUGCUCUGAAUGCUUUUGCGAUGCAGUUCUACAGGAAGGGUGUUUCACAUCCUCUGAAGAUCUUCUGCAACCCCUGGAUGAUCGACCACGCUGUGCUGAUGGUGGGAUAUGGAGAACGUAAAGGUAUCCCAUUCUGGGCUAUCAAAAACAGCUGGGGGGAGGACUAUGGCGAACAGGGUUACUACUACCUACACAGGGGGUCCAACGCAUGUGGGAUCAACAGGAUGUGCUCGUCUGCUGUAGUCAACUAAACCACCAAAACCAUCCAGUGGCCGCCAUCCGACCCAGCAGCUACACUACUCAUAGUCACACUGUGACACACUCACUGGAUGUCCUAACGACGUUUAAUUUCCGUUAAAACCAAAUUAGUGUUUUAUCUUCAUGCCUCAAACAUCAUGUAACUACAAAAUCAUACCAGCUGGAAUAAGGCUCGCUUUGAUGUGAUGACGAUUUUUCUUUAUUUAAUUUUAAACUUGAUUUGAUGUGCACAUUUCAUUCCGUUAGCCGGGCAGUUCAUCGUGAUUGCUGUGUUUUAGGUGGUAUUGUUUUAACUCAUCUUUCCACUCAGUAACUGAGCCAGUGCUUGAAGACCAACUUACUCGCUGUAGACUAAUAUUUUGUCAGUAUACUUGGCUAUUUGUUUACAAGUGUCUGCUAAUGUUAUGUACUUGAAAGGUUUCUAUUUUGGAAAGAUGGCACGUGGACUUUACAGUGGAAUCUGCACAUACUAGUUGCUGCAAUGCAACUGUAAUGACUGUAAGACUGUGAGAUAUGAAUGAAGGUUGAAUAAAACAGACUUUGAACCCA